ACAAGUUGCACUUGUCUCAGUUCGUGCUAACGUUUGAACGUUAAAGCCGUUUCCCACAAAAACAUUAUUCCAACAUAUCAACCCAAUAUUGGGUUGAUAAUAAAUAUAUAUUUAUUAUCGAUUCAUCAGUGUAAUUACAACAAUUAAAAAUAAUUUAAAUCUAACCCAAAGAAAAACAUUUAUAUGAAAUAUUUGCCAAAAUGAGCUUGGGAAUAUUAAUGUCAACUAUGGUGAUUCUCAUUAUAAUUCUCCCAUUCUGUUCUCCGGUAAUAAUUUUUUUCCUACUUUUAAGAAAAUGUGUAGCAUUUGCAGCAAAAAUAUUUAAACGGGGCACGCUCGUCAAAAUUGUACCAGGAGGUAGCACUUUAUUUGACGGGAACCUCACCUAUUCCCGGAAAGCUCUGACAAUUAUUUCUAUCGCGGAAAUUGACAGAAAUAAAAUUGGCAUGACAAAACUCAAAAGUGAUUUUGAAGAGAAGUUGCUACAUAAAAAAAUCGGGUCUCACCUUCUCUAUGUUGAACUAAGGUGUAAACUCGUGGCCUGGUGGGGGUACUACUUUUGGGAGAAAUGUGACAAUUUCGAUGUGAAUGAUCACCUCAAAUUCUUGCCAGAAUCGGAUUUUUCUCUACACGACGUACGAAAUCCGGAAGAUUGGAACAAAUUAAUAAACCACGUCACCCAUGAACGAAUCUGGGCCAAGGACAAACCCCUCUGGGAAAUCCUCCUUAUGGAAAAUGUAACCACGCAGAGGGCGAGUGAACAAACUCUACUAAUUUUCCGGUGUAGUCACGUCCUUUGUGAUGGGCAGUCGAUAUUAAAUAUGACUGGGAAUUUAUUUCAACCGGAAAAAGUUCAUAUGGGACAAAAUUUUCAGCACAACGUUCUGAACCUUUACUCUCAAACAUUGUGGGUUUAUUAAAAUUUCCAUAUCAAUUGGUCUCCCAUGUAAAAAAUGUAUCUAGUGAUGUGACCCAAAUCCCGCCACCACAUCAACGGUUGCACGAAUUUCCGGAAAUUUUCACUAAAACGAUGGAAUCAAUGCCAAUGCAUGUAUUUAAAAAAGUUAAAGAUGUCUAUCAAGUGGAUCACUUAUCCCUUCUUCUCGCCGGUGUGGCAUUCGCCAUAAGACAGACAUAUCUGUGCCAAGGGCUUAAAGUGGAUAAGCAAAUCAAGGUCUUGUUCACUCUGCCAUUGCCGAAUCAUUCCACAAAAUUAUGCAAUGAUUUCACGUUCGGAUCCAUCCUACUCCCAAUUGGUGAACCUGAUUCCGUCCAAAGAUUGAAAUUGAUAUCGGACCGAAUUCGGGCAUAUCGUUCAACACAUGUCCCCAUUUUUGGUGCAUAUCUUUACAAAAUGAUACACGCUUUACCACUCCCCAUACUUAACAAACUUUGGAAAAACCCCAGCCUACAAGCAUCCGUAAUGAUGAAUAAUAUUUAUAUUCCACAUAAAAAGUAUUAUCUGCACGGGGACGAGGUUUUUAUGUCAUUUUUUAUGGUAAAUAUGGCUUGGCAAAAUCAAGGUAUGAAUACAGAUAUUGCUCGAUAAAUGAAUGGAACGAAAUUGUUAAUCCGUUACUAAAUUUGUUUAAGGAUAUGCGUACAUGGUUUGACUCUCUGCUGGUGAAAGUUACGAGGGGAAGGAUCUGAUCUCCACUUUUGUUUCUUUAUAAUUUACUCUUUAUAAAAUCUGUCUGAUCCACUCGUUUCCACAUUUACGAUGGAAUCGGUUUUCUGGGAGUUAGCGGAUUCGAGGAAUUUUUCACCAACACGGAUGAAGCGUCCACAUAUUUGAAAAAUUGUUUCAUUGAAUGGAAAAUACUUUCAGAGUUGGCAGAUAGUACAUGUGAAGUUUGACAAAAGGUGCAUUUCUGAAUAAUUUGCAUAUUUGUGAAAUCUUUUUGUGCUUUCUCUUGCAAACUCGGCUUAAUGCAAAUACAGACCAGCAUUGCGGAUCUGUAGUGUUUGAGGUAGCAAAUAAGUAACUAGCAAUUAAGGAAUUAAUUAGUGUAGAUUAAGGGAACGUUAUGUGCAGAGACGGAGGUGAGGAAGAAAUGGAAAUAAAGAGUGCAAGAGGAAAGUUGGAAUAAAACAUAUUUUUUAUUAUAUUUUGUUGCUUGAAGCCAAUUAAAUAUGUAUGUACAUAUUUAUUUAUUGAUGUACAUAUGUAUGUUUGUAUGUACACAUGUGUGCACUUGUUGACAAUUGAGUGACUUUAUCAAAGUUCAUCAAUAACAAGUUUUUGUCCAAGAAACCAUUCUAAAUUCUGCAUGCAGAAUACAUAGCAUAAACUUGUUGAGAUGUGAAGGGUUGUUUGACUUAUUCUCAUAAUUCAAUGUCAUUUAAUUUACAAAAUAGUGAAUAGACAAGCCCCAUCCAAGUAGCAAAUACUGAUUUUAAAACCAGAAAGAAUUCAGGUUUAAAAGCUUCUUACACACUCAAUUCAUGUAUGUAUUCGUCUGAAGGUCAUCUAGUCUUCAACUACAUAGAUUACAAUCAAUUAAUUCACCAACAUGACCAAUAAUUUUUUAAUCCUUGUGGUAGGUUAUGCACAAUGUACAUAUACAGAAUCUGUUUAAUCCUAUUGUGCUGCUAGAUGGCAAUUUACAUACAUACACAGACAUGCAUACCUGCUUAAAUUUAAUCUACGUUGGCAAAGUUGUGCUGUAAUUAUGUAGGUAAAAACUUGUACCUUUAGAAUACUACAAAAGUUUAAUUCUAAUUAGUAGAUAGAUAGCUUACAUAUUUGUCGUAAUAAUGAUAAACUCAUUCGAUCAUUCGAUUCAUUGCAGAGCAGCAUAAAAUUCUUUCAAUCGUAACGUAAUUUUAUCACCUAUGUAAAUAGGAUGCAAGGUUACCGAAAUUGUGCGACCUUGCUAUUUCUUUUGGGGUCGAUAUUACUAUUGUUGAGUGUGCAGUGCAGGAAUAUCUUGUCGGUGGAGUUUUUCGGAGGAAAAAGCCACGUUAUAACUUACCUACCCCUUCUUGAGGAAUUGGCGAGAAAGGGUGACAAUGUGACAUUAAUAAGUCCAUCCAUAGGGCUCACGAAGGAGGAAAACAUUCACGAAAUUUUUAGCAUCGAUGUUGCCACGAUCUUGAAUGAAUAUCAGAUCCAUCCUUUCGAAAUGACAGAGAGGAACGAGAAGAUCAACUUUCUUACCCUUUUUACUAACUUGGUUCCCAAGAAAUGUAGAGAAAUGUACGAUCGACACGAAAUUCAGGCCUUGUAUAACAUCGAUUUUGACCUUAUCAUACUCCAUUAUUUCCUCAAUGACUGUUCUCUCGGAUUCGUGGACAGGGUGAUGAGCAAAAAUGGGACAAAAUCCACACCUACGCCGCUUGUCGUUUUCUCCACAAUCAACGCCCCAAGCUCCAUUGUCCAAUAUGUAACCAUCCCAGUUCAUUCGUGCCGAAUAUGUAUCUAAAUUAUGGCGAUGAGAUGACCUUCACUCAAAGGUUUGUUAACUUUGGACUAAACCAAGUUCUUGACGCGGUCCGGACUUUUUACUACCUUCCCGCCAUGGAGGGCGUCUACAAGGAAAAGCUUGGGCUGGAUGCGCCCUCCGUGGGGGAGAUUUUUGGAAGAGCUUCACUUCUUUUAUCCAAUGGGCACGUUUCCAUUAAUCGUCCCAAACCAAAUCUACCCAAUGUUAUCCAAGUUGGCGGGAUGCAUUCUAGAAAGGCGAAAGAGCUACCAAAGAAAAUUCAAGACUUUCUCUCCUCUGGUGGUGACGACGGUUUUAUCCUUUUCUCCCUCGGAACCUAUCUUCCAUCUAGUGCGAUGUCUCCACAAAAGAGGGCCAUCUUUGUCAAUGUGUUUUCUCGUCUGAAACAGAAAGUGAUUUGGAAAUACGAGUCAAACGAUAUUCCAGACUUGCAGAAGAAUAUUCUUCUGAGCAAGUAUCUUCCUCAGCAGGACCUCUUAGGACAUGACAAGAUCCGACUUUUCAUCACCCACUGUGGCACAGGAAGUUGGGAGGAGGCCAUCUUCCAUGGGGUUCCACAAAUCGGAAUCCCAUUCUUUGGAGAACAGCCCCUCAAUGCAAGGACAGCGGAGAAUCGUGGUUACCUCGUCAGACUGGAUUGGAAUGAGUUGACGGAAGAAAGGUUGAUGGAAGCGAUCCAGGAAGUCAUCAGUAAUCCAAAAUAUCGUGACAACGUGAAACAAUUAUCCGCCAUUUUCCGCGACCAGAUUGACAAUCCUUUAGAUAGGGCCGUGUACUGGGUGUACUGGGUGGAGUACGUCAUGCGACACAAAGGAGCUUACCACCUUCGGUCGGCUGCACGAAACCUGUCUCUAAUUCAGUAUCACUCACUGGACGUAAUCGCCGUCUACUCGCUCAUAUUGAUUUCCUUUUUUUUCGUCCUAUGCCUCCUUAUAAAAUGUAUUCUCAGCUUGUUCAGAUCCUGCUGGUUUACUGAGACUUACAAAUAUAAAACUAACGAGGAAAACCUUUUUGGUGCCAUGAGCUCCCAGCAUAACCACUAUAUACAUUCGACGUAUUUUUUAAUACUAGUCCGAUGAUGUGACAAA
Molecule: messenger RNA, 4534 nt
Organism: Folsomia candida
Lineage: Eukaryota; Metazoa; Arthropoda; Collembola; Entomobryomorpha; Isotomidae
Product: UDP-glucuronosyltransferase 2B7-like
Exons: 9
Coding region: 3416-4525 (369 amino acids)
Molecular function (GO): UDP-glycosyltransferase activity
Source: RefSeq, a predicted model, not a curated record